Messenger RNA from Lytechinus variegatus (green sea urchin), 3392 nucleotides. Its product is annotated as ADP-dependent glucokinase-like. Bases 206 to 1636 code for a protein of 476 amino acids. Gene Ontology annotation, biological process: glucose metabolic process. Lineage: Eukaryota; Metazoa; Echinodermata; Echinoidea; Temnopleuroida; Toxopneustidae. The record is from RefSeq and is a predicted model, not a curated record. Gene Ontology annotation, cellular component: endoplasmic reticulum. The transcript is spliced from 5 exons. Gene Ontology annotation, molecular function: ADP-specific glucokinase activity.
UGCGUAGCUGCCGAUGUAAACAAAAUCAGCUGUUGAAACUUGUGCCACGUCGCGUCGCGUAGAUCGUCGCUAGACGACACUCGGCAUUCCCGCCAGACGUCAGCCGGCUACGUUGGCGCUAAAUCGUAGACACUGCAGAAGCUGUACGGUCGAGAUAGAAAGCCCAAGCGAAGAACGCUAACUCCAAGAUUAGAUCUACUCCAAAAUGGCCCGUAACAUCUUGACACUAGGUGGUAUUUUUUCAAUUGCAGUCAUCAUCUUGGCUAUUAUCUACAAGAAGCGUUUGGAUAACGAGCUUGAUUCGAGAUUGCAAGAUGUUCUGCAGAGUCUGCUUCGAGCCGAGAGGAAGGCCAGCGUCCAUCCCCGUACACGGGUAGCUGUCGGCUUCAGUUUGUGCAGCGACAGCUUCGCCGGCGGCGUAGAAUUGUUUCGUCAACUUGAGCAAGAAGCACCGGAAGAAAAGCGACAUAUUGACGAAAUUCGAACUUCUCAAGAUUUGGCAGAGAUCUUUGCUUAUUUCUUUUCUACUGGAGCAGCAGCAGAGAGGUAUGUUCAUAACCGAGAGUUGUUUCGAAAGAUCGUGAAGCUUUCCAAACAGCAAGCUGGACACUGGAGCGUUGUUGGUGGGAACGCCGCGGUCAUUGCCAACAGGCUUGCGAUAGAAGGCUGUGAUGUCCUCCUUGGCGGGAGGGCUACUCCGAGCACGCUCCAAGAGUUUCAUCAACAUGUCAAAGUGGUUGGUGAGCCUGCAGAAGAAGAUGAUGUUCAUGUUAUUCUUGAGUACAAGACAGGGGAGCAAUUUGGCAAAUAUAUAUCACCAAGGGCGAACAGGUUCAUCAUUCACAGUGAUAUACACAAUCCAUACCUGAGCGGUUUAGAAGAAUUUCAAGAAGAGUUGAAAUAUUUCAAGCCUCAAGUAGUAGUCCUUGGUGGACUCCAGAUGAUGGACAACUUUCCUUUCUCAGAAGGUGAGAGGGAGGCGAGACUUGAGAAGCAACGAGCCAUGAUCCUCGGUCUCCCUAGCUCCACCCCAGUUCACCUGGAGCUGGCCUCCUUUGCUGAGGAGGCACUUCUCCAUCAACUCCUGGAGUAUGUCAUUCCUUAUUCUGACUCCUUGGGCAUGAACGAGCAGGAGCUGCCCAACCUCUACAGUCUCCUCAAUUACGGCAACGUCAGUCUGGUCUCAGAUGCCUAUCCUAGGGUAGCCACAAUGCUGGACCAGAUCCGGUCCGUCUACAGCAUCCUCAGGAAUCAACCGCAACGGGAAGGACUGCGGAGGGUCACACGGCUCCACGUCCACACCCUCGCCUUCCAGGCCAUCUUGACAACAGAAGGGUCAGCCUGGAAGAACACUAUGUCAGCAGCGGCGAAGGCAUCGUUGACGGCUCACAGGCACGUGUGCGCCAGCUCCGAGGUCGACAUGGCCAAGUCGCGCCUCAUCAUGGACGACUCCUUUUCCGUUUCUCAAGAGGACGGCAGUCGCAAGAUCCCGUUGGAUGUUGAUAAACCUGUUUCGUGUUGGAAGGAGGAUGAUUACGAGAUUUGCGUUGCUCCUGUGUUGGUGUGCACGCAGGUGCACAGGACAGCCGGGGGUGGGGAUAAUAUAUCGUCAGCUGGACUUUCGGUUCAGAUAUGAGUUUAAUAAAUCGACACAAAAUCUAUUUAUUCACAGGAACUCUAUGUGAGAAAAAAAUCUUCUGCUACACAGCCCAUACUUUUUGGUCACAAAAGAAGACAUAAUCUGUGGUUUUGGACAUCUGCCAAAAACUAGGUACACAAAAUAUCUGACAAAUACAAAAGGUGAGCAUCUAUUAAUAUUACUAUCUAUGAUGGAUAAUUCUUGAUGGAUAAUAAUGAGUAUCACCUGCUGUGGCGUUUGGGGAAGAGGGGAAGAAUGGGGAGUAUUUCAAGAGUUAACACAAUGAAUGCAUUCAAUUUACUUUAACAGUAAUAACACCACCCCUGGGUGGGAUGUUUUGCAGAAAUGAAAAUGUGACUCAGAGCCACACAAGAAUCCCCAGUUUGGUAUGGUAUAAGAUGCAUUGUCACAUUCCUCGGAACAUGCCCAGGUGAUGUGUGCUACUCCGUAUUAACCCGUUGGAGACUGGUUGAUUUUGUUAUAACACGCGUAUUACAUACACUCCAGGCAGUGUAUAUGUCGGCUCAGUCUCCUAAUGAGUUAAUGAGAUCGCAAGAGGCCGGAUGUGUGUCUUUAUCUAAGCUUGACUUUUAAGUCACUCUUAAUUUUUUGUCAAACAAGCCCUGAUCAUGGUGGUGAUUUUUUUUACCUGAUUGCUGAGAAAGCAUGAAUGCUUGUACUCAAGCAACCAGAGGACUGACGGCGUAAGGUCCUCUCGGAGGGACCUGGUAAUGAAGAUUAAUGCCUUACCAAAGGGCACUAGAACACUGGGUGGGAAUCGAAACCGGGUCACCGCAAUCCGAAACCACCGCUCUACCGACUGAGCUAUCACGCCUCAACAUGUGAUAAGUGAGAAUGACAUAUGUACAUGUACAUUAGAUUUUUAGAAUUCAAAGCAUGUAUCACAUUACAGCAAUUGCCCUCAUGUUUUCAUUCAUUUAAUGUUCUGUUAUUCCUCCUGAUAUUUGUGUCUGUUGAAUCUAUCAGCAUCUUCUUUAAAUCAGUACUUGAUGAUAUAAUCAAUAAUUUCAAUUUGAUGACCAAUUGUGCUGUUCGCGUGUGCUUUAUGUAACCAGCAAAAAAAAAAAUGUUAUGCAUUGUGAAUAACUGGUAUGCCUAUAGGAAUUCAUGGCCUUUUUAUUUAAAUAAUGUAAUUUGAAUUUUAGUAUCUAAUAUGAAACCUUUUAUUUAAAAAGACCAAAAUGAAACUAAUGUGAAUAGAUAUAUUUUUAGCAUUUGGUAUGAAAAUGAGUCCAUAAAACCAUUUUCAUAUUUUAUGUUCCUUUCAAUUAUCUUUCCAAUUAUAUACUUAUAAGCAUAUUUUCUUCUUAUUUACUUGGUAGUAAAUACCAAGUUAUUUUGUCAUUGUUUGGAAUGUUUUUUUUAAAGGUAUAAUUGCUUAAAUGCAAACUGCAGGCCUAUAGCCGUUUAUGACAAUGCUUUUGAAGAGAAAUAAAUGUAAUUGCUACAAGUUUUUAACUCAUAUGUAGACCUGUUGGACAUUGUUUGUUUCAUAUGAAAAUAUUGCUGCAUUAAAAAAGUACUAUUUGUCAAAAUGAAUAGAGAGCAAGCCAUUUUUUUUACUUUCCAUUUAUCCAUAAUAGUUUUAGUUUAGUUACUGUAUAUAUAUGUAUUUAUAGAUUCAGAGAGCUCAGAUUCACCUGUAGUUCUCUAUUCUAAUUGGAAUUUAUCAGGAAACUUGAGUUGAGAAUAGUAAUGGGAGAACCUACCUUAACAGUGCAGCUUACAUUUU